Messenger RNA from Culex pipiens pallens (northern house mosquito), 8121 nucleotides. RefSeq names its product myotubularin-related protein 13 (gene Sbf). The record is from RefSeq and is a predicted model, not a curated record. The coding region runs from base 949 to 7074 and encodes 2041 amino acids. NCBI's taxonomy places the organism in Eukaryota, Metazoa, Arthropoda, Insecta, Diptera, Culicidae. The transcript is spliced from 8 exons.
UGCGUGACAGUUUGCGUUGGUUCUUCGUCGGUGUUGGUGUGCGCUCUUUGCUCCGCUCGUUCGCAGUCCGUUUUGCUGACCGUCCAGCAAAGUGCAAAUCGCAGGACUGUGAACGCAGAUUCCGCUUUGUGCCCUCGCUCGGGUGCCUGAAAGUUACUUUUCCGCGAAAACGGUUCCUCCGGUGUCGGGUGGUGCUUCGGACGGGCGUGAUUUGGGUGGGAAUCGCCCUUUUGGAGGAGGGACGGCGGAACGACAGAAAACGGUGAAAAAAGAAAGGCGUUUGCACCCCUCCCAGAAGAAAAAAAACGAGAAAAAAGGAAACGAAAAACAAGAGUAAGACGAGCGCGGACGGAACAGGUUCAGGGGGUGGGUCCCGUGCCGUAACUGUUUUCCAGCUGGAACAGCUGGAUUACUUGCUGGAGGAUGUUCCAGGUUGAGGAUUUCGCCACUGCCAGCGGCAGCUAUUAAUCGCUGUCCUUCCCCCCUCGGGAGAUUGCUGACCUCUUCCUCCCCGCUGGCCCCGUGCCCUGCCCUAGGGAGAUCUGCAAAAGAGGCAGCUCACAGAAGGAAAAAAAAGUGAAUGUUUUGUGUGUGAGGAGCUCUCAAGAGUGUUAUCACUUUUCGGGGUUUUGUUGAUACGCGGGUUGUGGCCAGCCUCGGUUCCUUUCUAGGGGAUCUUGAGGCGAAAGAAGGAGACACGAAACACGGGGAGAAGCAACAGCAGCAGCAAGUGAAUACGAAAAUGGUGGACAGUGGUUGACAUUCUUCCCUCCGCCGCGAGAGAGUGUUUUGUGUUUUUGUUGGUCGUGAGGACGUGUGAAUCGGGAAGAGUGUGUCCCCGCUGGGCAGGAAGAACCCACACAGGAAAAGGAUCCGCGCGGAGGGUCCCUGAUCUGACCCUCCGUCAACAACCGCCGCCGCCGCCGGAAAUCGAAACCAAAGCAAAAGAUGUCCCGGCUGGCCGAUUACUUCGUAAUUGUCGGCUACGAUCACGAGAAAGAGCGAACCGGAACAAGAAAUGGAAAAAUCCUGCAGCGCUUCCCAGAGAAGGACUGGCCGGACACCCCCUUCAUCUGUGGCAUCGAAUGGUUCUGCCAACCGCAGGGCUGGUCACUGUCGACGGUGCGCCAGGAGCCGCAGUUCUUCGUGUCGGUCCUGACGGACAUUGACGCGAACCGGCACUACUGCGCGUGUCUGUGCUUCAACGAGACGAUCGCGAUCACGCCGAGCAAGCCGAUCGACGAGGAGGAAGAGGACGAUGCGCUGUCGCCGAGCAGCCGGGCGCUGCUGGCGGCGAACAGUGGACCGCCGUCGAUCACGCACCACAGCAUCAUGUACGCGCCCAAGUGUUUGGUGAUCGUGUCGCGGCUGGAUUACAUCGAGACGUUUCGGAACUGUUUGGGGACUAUCUAUACGGUGUAUUUGGAGAGUUUGAAGUUCCAUUUGCACCACCUGAUUGGGAGUAUUUUGGGGUGUAUUCAGGUUCCGCCGCCGGGUGGUCCGCAGGUGCGGUUCUCGAUUGGGGCCGGGGACAAGCAGGUGCUGCAACCUCCGCUGUCGCACACACUUCCGGUGACGGGGUCUUGCGUGAGUUUGCUGUUUCACCAGCUUGGCAUUAAGAACGUGAUGUUGCUGUUUUGUGCGGUGAUGACCGAGCACAAGAUCCUGUUUCAUUCGACGAGUUACACGCGCCUCACGGACAGUUGUCGCGCGUUGACCGCCCUCAUGUAUCCAUUCCGCUACAGCCACGUGUACAUUCCAAUUUUGCCGGCGUCGCUGCUGGAGGUGCUGUCGACGCCGACGCCCUUCAUCAUGGGCAUUCACAGCGCCAUGCAAACCGAGGUCACCGAAGUGUUGGACGUGAUCGUUGCCGAUCUGGACGGGGGUUCGAUCCACAUUCCGGAGUCGUUGGUUCCUCCGAUUGCGAAACUCCCGCGAGCCCUGUGGGAGUCGACGGAGAGUGCGCUGCGACUUGUGCUGCAUCCCGAGCUGGCCCUCGCGGAUUACGCGUUCCCACCCAACAACAACAACACCAACAGCGCCGGGUUCAGCUUCCGAGAGCAGAAAAACGACUGCCUGCUGGACAAGGAGAUCCGGGCGGUGUUUAUGAGAUUAUUCGCACAACUCCUGCAAGGUUACCGGUCCUGUUUGACACUCAUUAGGAUCAACCCGAAACCGAUCAUCCAGUUCCACCGGGCCGGCUUCCUCGGCGCCCGCGAUCUCGUCGACUGCGACUUUCUCUCUCGCGUCCUGGACAGCAUGUUCUUCACCGAAUUCGUCACCGACCGGGGUCCACCGUGGCGACCCUGCGACGCCUGGGACGAACUGUACAGCUCAAUGAACGAUCUGCUCAAGCAAGAAACGCACGACCCCACCCUAAUACUCAGCCACAUCCAAGACCUGGCGAAGCAGUUGUUCAACAACGAAAACCCAAACCCACAAACCUACCAGCAAAAGGUUCUCCGACCCCCAGAAGGCGCCUUCGCCCGGAUACACCAACCUUCGAUGCCGCUCAUCGACGCCCAAGAAGUUCAAAAGGUCAUCAACGAUGGCCUAGCCGCGAACGACCUGCAAGCGCGACUUCAAACCAUCCGACCAACGCCACGGAUCGUCCCGAUGGGCCCAUACCUGAAACCGGUCCCCGAACUUAGACCCGUGGUCAACAACAGCGCGCGCAAGCUGGAAGUGCUUAAAACCUGCAUCAGCUGCAUCUUCGACAACAAGAUUACGGAGGCGCGCAAAAGUUUCCCCGCCGUGCUUCGGAUAUUGAAGCAGCGGGACGCGCGAUUGACGCUGUGUCGAGAGUUGGCGAAGAUCGCCCACGGGAACAAGCAGCUCGACCACCAGCAGUUUGACCUGGUGGUGAAGCUGAUGAACCGGGCGCUGCAGGACGACUCCUCGAAGGACGAGUACGGAGUGGCGGCGGCGUUGCUCCCCCUCUCCACCACCUUCUGCCGGAAGUUGUGCACCGGGGUGAUACAGUUCGCGUACACCUGCAUCCAGGACCAUCCGGUGUGGAAGAACCAGCAGUUUUGGGAGGACGCAUUCUACCACGACGUGCAGAACUUUAUCAAGGAGCUGUAUCUGCCGCGGUCGCAGCACUCGGCGGACAAACCGUACAGCAGCUGGUCGACGGACAACAACGGGCUGACGCAUUCGGCCUCGCGGGACAAGCUGGACCGGUCGACGUUGAUGUCGCGGGCGCAGGAACCUUCCGCGCUGGAGAUCGCCGCCGAUCAGAUGCGGAUUUGGCCGUCGAUGGACGGGGAGAAGCAGACGGAGCUGAUCAGUUCGGAGGAGAAGACGCUGUACAGCCAGGCGAUUCACUACGCGAACCGGAUGGUGUUCCUGUUGAUUCCGCAGGACGUGAACAGUGGGGGGCGGGUGCAGAAGCUGGACUCGCAUGCGGAUGACGACGCGAGCGUUUCGAACAGCGUGAUUGAGUCGCACUCGCACAGCGAUCAUAGCGAUGAGGGGUUCGAGGAUAAUGAUCCGAGCGAGGUGGGCGCGCAGGUCGCCAAGAUGGUGUGCAAGUUUAUCGAUCGGGUGUGCAACGAGGGGAAGGUGACGGCGGAGCAUUUGCGGAAUCUGCACCAGAUGGUUCCGGGGGUCAUUCAGAUGCACAUUGAGACGCUGGAGGCGGUGAAUCGGGAGGCGAAGCGGAUUCCGCCGAUUCAGAAGCCGAAGCUGCAGUAUCCGCCUUUGUUGUUGGGAGAAGAAAUCGUCGGGGAUCCGAUGCGGGUGUACUUGCUGGCGGACGGGCGGGAAGACAAGGACGUGGCGCAAGCGAGCAACCUGCUACUUCCAGCUGAGGGCGCCCUCUUCCUGACCAACUACCGCAUCGUGUUCAAGGGAUGGCCGUGCGAUCCGUACUGCUGCGAGCAGAGCAUCGUGCGGGCGUUCCCCAUUUCUUCGCUGACCAAAGAGAAGCGGCUGACGGUGAUCUACCUGCAGCAUCUGGAGCAGGUUCUGCAGGAGGGAAUGCAGCUGCGGUCGAGCACGUUUCAGCUGAUCAAGGUAGCGUUUGAUGAGGAGGUCAUGCAGGAGGCGAUCGAGGGCUUUCGAAAGACGAUUCACCGGGUGCGGCAUCCGGAGGACGAGUUCGGGCACUUUGCGUUCGCGACGACGCACGGGAUCGUGAAUCCGACGCCGCUGCACAAGGUUAAGGAGAAGAACGCCACGUUGAAGGACUUUGCCAAGAAGACGCUGUUGAGGACGGCGAAGAAGGCCGGGUUCAAGCAGAAGAGUACCACAAAGCGGAAGUAUAUUUUGCCGGGGGCGGACAAUGAAGACGGGUACGGGGGAAGCAGCGCCACGGGGAUCAACGAGAACCCGGAGGAUGAGGACGGGUCGGACGAGGGUGCGGAUACGAUGCCCCGGGUGACGGUGAAGGACGUGGAGCGGUUGAAGGAGCGAAGUUACGUCAAGGAUUGGUUCCGGGUUGGGUUGGGUGAUGUGCAGACGGGUUACCGGAUAAGUUCGAUCAACUGUAACUACAGUCUGUGCCGGACGUACCCGGCGAUGCUUGUUUGUCCGAAGGACGUGAGCGACGACGCGUUGCGGAAUUUGGCCCGCUGCUACAAACACCACCGGAUUCCGGUGGCCACGUGGCGACACAAGAAUGGCGCGACCCUCUUGCGAGGGGCGGUUCCGCUCGCGAAGGGAGUGAUGGGCAUGCUGAAGGGGCACCCGGGAUCGGCGAAUACGUCGGCGGAUUCCGGAUCGUUCCAGGAGCAAGAUCGGUACUUUGUGUCGGUGAUCAAGACUACGCCGCACACGCGACCCAUCCGGCACACGUGGGGCCUGUCCGACUCGAACAUCUCGCUGGAUUCGCUCGCCCUAGCCGCGAACAAUCUGAUGAUCCGGUCGGAUAUGGCCACGCUUACGCCGGACAUAAGUCGGAAAAACAACGUCGGUCUGUACUCGAUGAACAACUCGAGCUUCUCGAGCUUUGGAGCGCUUCGGUCAAACGCGAAAACCAACAAGUGGGGAUCGCUCAAGCCGGGAAGCAGCGCUGGAGGUGGAGCAGGUCAGAACAGCGGGUCGACCCUUCGGGACGUCAACCAUUGGGACCCGUCCCAGCAGCAGUAUACCUUUCAACGUGUGCCAUUGUACUUCCUCGGGGAAAAGUCUCAGUCCAAGUCGGCCAAACUGUCGGAGAUGUACGCGGAGUUCAUUCCGGUGGACUACACGGACGUGCGCCACUCGCGGACCGCCUUCAAGAAGCUGAUGCGGGCCUGUCUGCCGUCGUGCGUCAACACCGAACCGGACCAGACGUUCUCCAAGCUGGUCGAGCAGUCCGAGUGGCUGCAGCAGAUUCGGGGGUUGCUUCAACUUUCCGGCGCCGUCGUAGACUUGAUGGACCUGCAGGAGUCCAGCGUGACGCUGGCGCUCGAGGACGGCUGGGACGUAACGGCUCAAAUCUCAUCGCUUGCGCAGCUGUGCCUCGAUCCGUAUUACCGAACCAUCGAAGGCUUCCGGGUGUUGAUCGAGAAGGAGUGGCUCGCCUUCGGGCACCGCUUCGGCCAUCGCAGCAAUCUCAAACCAAACAGCAGCAGCGGAUCUCCGUUCGCUCCGACCUUCCUCCAAUUUCUGGACGCCGUGCACCAAAUCCAGUCGCAGUUCCCGCUGGCGUUCGAGUUCAACGAGUUCUACCUGCGCUUCCUGGCGUACCACCACGUGAGUUCACGCUUCCGAACCUUCCUCUUCGACUGCGAGCUGGAGCGGGUCGACUUUGGCAUCACGGCCAUCGACGACAAGCGCGGUUCGCUCAACUCGCACCACAAGCACGUGGUUGAGACGCUGACCGUGUCGGACGACGACAACAUCUACCCGGGCGGCGUCGGAGGUCGCGGCAACCACGCGUCCAACACGCAACGGUUUGGCCCCUCGCUGUUUGACUACAUCGAGCGGCAGCACACCAAGAGUCCCAUCUUCUACAACUUUAUGUACACUCCGGACCCGGAGCGGCAGGUGCUACGACCGCAGAGUUCCGUGUCGGUGUUGGAGAUCUGGUCGUACUUCCUGGACGAAGAGCUGGCGCAGGGACCGGCGUACGAUCCGGAGCUGGUGAACGGGGACAACCUGGAGGAGGACAGCGAUUACGCCGGAACUAGCAGCAGCGGCAGCGGCAGCAACUCCAUGGCGAACCGCCAUCCCCGCCGAAAGGUCGUCUCCGUCGGAUACGACAGCCUUCACCGGUACGACGCGGACGCGUUUUCCCGACUGCUCGAGGACCUCAAGAACGCGGAAGCCGAGCGCGGACUGUUGCCGCAAAAGUGGCGCCAAGUUUGGGACAAACUCGAGCUGCCACACUCGGACUCGCUGACGCGGCACGCCUCGUUCAGCAGUGCCCUGGUGCGAUCGCACGGCCGCUUGCUGCACAAGAAAUCAACGCUGGAGAUCAUCAUGCGCGGCCGACAGGUCGGUUACCACCAGGAGAACUUCCUUCAUCCGCAUCGGUUCGAGAAGCACGCCUACUCGGCCCCGAUCAACUGCAACCACUGCGGCAACGUCCUUUGGGGACCGCUGCUCAACGGGCUUCGAUGCGUCGACUGCGGCAACACGUACCACGAAAAGUGCGCCGAGUCGGUGCCGAAGAAUUGCACCAAGUACAAGGCGGUCGAGGGCAACCAGCAGACGCUGGCGCGCAACCAGGGUGACAAUGGGAGCGUCUCGUCCAGCGUCAACACGACGAAUACGAGCAACAUGCACCGCUUCUAUCACGACUUUGAUAGCAACGUGGCGGACGAUCGGACGCAUGAGGGAUAUCUGUACAAGCGGGGUGCGAUCCUGAAGAACUGGAAGCAGCGAUGGUUCGUGCUGGACUCGCACAAGCACCAGCUGCGCUAUUAUGACGCCAUGGAGGACGGCAACUGCAAGGGGUAUAUUGAACUUGCCGAAGUGCAAUCGGUGAUGCAGGCGCCACCCCAGGCCACGCCGGUGCCCUCGAAGAAGAUUGACGAGAAGGCGUUCUUUGAUCUGAAAACCAGCCGCCGGACGUACAACUUUUACGCGGUGGACGCCAACAGCGCCCAGGAGUGGAUCGAGAAGAUCCAGGCGUGUCUGCAGUAAUGCAAGAAAGAAAGAACGCAUGAAACUCAACUCUAGCAUUUCCCAACGGAUUUCGUCAGUACACACACACUCAUUCAAGCACACACACACAUACAAUGAUAAUAUUAGCAAAAGGUAGUAGCAGUAGUAAAAAUGAUUUUCACAUACAGAAAUUAUGGACCGAAGCAAAACAAAAAGAAGAAGAAAACGCGCGUUUUAUGUGAAGCGGAAGUAUGAAAAGCUUAAAAUUUCAUAUCAGUAAAAAAAAACUCACAAGAAUUUCAACGUUUAGUUUAUAAACAUAGCUAGAAAGAUAAUGAUGAUUCGCUAAUAUUUGAUGUUACGCAGUUGAAUGCUUAAUUUUUGCGUUUUUAGAUGGAACUGUUUAGCGCUAUUAAAGUAAAGUAAUUAUAUUUAGCUAAGGGACGAAAGAUGUGUCAUACUGGUAAAGAGAGAUUUGCAAACAUUCUCGAAAACAAUCAACAAAAUGGAAAAAAUGGGGAGAAGAAAACAAGCUUGGCAUGAAAGCUAUACCAAAAGAUUUGUGUUUUAUAUUUUAUGUGUUUUUUUUUGUGAAUAUCGUUUUUUUCUGUUCUUCUUAUUGGGUUUAUUCCGAUACACUAAAGCUUGCAUUUACCUUUUUAUUCCAAAAAGAACUUUUAUUUAAUUUUAUGUUUUUUUCUUGUAAGACUCUGUAUGUAUUAUAUGUGUAUCUUAUCUAUCAUUUGCCGUAAGAUUUUCGUUGGUUUGUAAUUGUUGUAGUCGUAAAAAAACGCUAGGCUAAGGCUGACGACGAGAAGAGCUCAAAUACUAUAAUUUAGCCUAAACACUCACCAUCAAUGAUAAAUACUUAGAAAACUCGAACCGUGACAGAAAAGUAGCAACUCACACCUCCACACACAUUUCAAAUCAAACCUUCCACACACACACCUUUCUCAAAUGUGAUAUUUUCUUGUGCGUUUAAACCAGAAAGCUUAACGAUCGUAGCUCGACAACCAUUAUUUCAACAUAGUUUUUAACGUCCAACAUGUAUCGAAUAACGAACGAACGCGAGUCCGAUCUCAAAAA